AGUGUGUGGUCAAUACUCAGAUUGUAUUAACAUCAUUGGGAGUCACAUAUGUUCAUGCUGGAGUGGAUUUAAUAGCUUCAAUAAAGACAGUCCUGUGAGCCGUAACAACUCAUGUCAGGAUAUAAAUGAAUGUCUGUUCAGUCCUUCUGUAUGUGGUCCAAAUUCCAUCUGCACAAAUCAGCUGGGAAGUUACAAUUGCUCAUGUCUGGAUGGAUUCACUGCAACAGUUUCAAGUUUCCCCAUCAGCAACGAUAACACAUGUACAGAUGUGAAUGAAUGUCUUGAGACACCAGAGGUCUGUGGUCCAAACUCUUAUUGCACAAACUCAAUUGGGAGUUACAACUGUUCCUGCUUGAGUGGAUUUACUGUAACAAAUAGCAGUGAAGCAGUCAGCACCAGUAACACAUGCAAUGUGACUCUACCUUUGACUGAGUAUCUGAUUGAAAUCCAGAUCAAUAGCAUGGACAGUAGCAUCACUGAUCAGCUGAGGAACCUUCUGAUGUUUUUCAGUUUGCCCUACACAAUCGGUGACAGCACUAACAUUACAGAAAUCAACAUAACUACUGUGUGUUCUCUGAAUGAAACUCAAUAUCAGUGUAAGUGUGAGGGUCUGUUUGUUUGGCUGAAUGACACGUGUCACUCAUACGAGGCCUGUGAUGACAUCACUGAUGGUUCAUGUACAUGUAUCAAUGCCCUUCCAAUCGACGGACAGUUCUGCCAAGUUCUACCUUCUAAGUACGUGAUUGACAUUGAUGUGAGAUUCUUUGACUUGUUCCUGGUGGACUACUUACGGAAAAUCGUCAGAAAUAUCAGCCUGCCUUUGACUCUGAGAAACAGCAUUAAUAUCACAGAUAUCGACAUGACUACUGUGUGUGGGUUAAAUGGAACAGAAUAUAAGUGCAACUGUGAGCAGAAUCAUGUUUGGCCCAGUGACACCUGCCGGGCCUAUCAGGUGUGUGAUGGCAUUGUGGGAGGCACUUGUGGAUGUAUUCAAGCUCUUCCUUCAGAGGGGCCACUUUGCCAGAGAGACAUCAAUGAAUGUGAAGAUGCAGUGUCAGUGUGUGGUCAAUACUCAGAUUGUAUUAACAUCAUUGGGAGUCACAUGUGUUCAUGCUGGAGUGGAUUUAAUAGCUUCAAUAAAGACAGUCCUGUGAGCCGCAACAAUUCCUGUCAGGAUAUAAAUGAAUGUCUGUUCAGUCCAUUUGUAUGUGGUCCAUAUUCCGUCUGCAUAAAUCAGUUGGGAAGUUACAAUUGCUCAUGUCUGGAUGGAUUCACUGCAACAAACUCACGUCUCCCCAUCAGCAUCAAUAACACAUGUAGAGAUGUGGAUGAAUGUCUAGAGACACCAGAGGUCUGUGGUCCAAACUCUCGUUGUAAAAACUCAACCGGGAGUUUCAACUGUUCGUGCUUGAGUGGAUUUACUGUAAAAAAUAGCAGUGAACCAGUCAGCACCAGUAACCCAUGCAAUGUGACUCUACCUUUGACUGAGUAUCUGAUUGAAAUCCAGAUCAAUAGCAUGGACAGUAGCAUCACCGAUCAGCUGAGGAACCUUCUGAUGUUUUUCAGUUUGCCCUACACAAUCAGUGACAGCACUAACAUUACAGAAAUCAACAUAACUACUGUGUGUUCUCUGAAUGAAACUCAAUAUCAGUGUAAGUGUGAGGGUCUGUUUGUUUGGCCGAAUGACACGUGUCACUUAUACGAGGCCUGUGAUGACAUCACUGAUGGUUCAUGUACAUGUAUCAAUGCCCUUCCAAUCGACGGACAGUUCUGCCAAGUUCUACCUUCUAAGUACGUGAUUGACAUUGAUGUGAGAUUCUUUGACUUGUUCCUGGUGGACUACUUACGGAAUAUCGUCAGAAAUAUCAGCCUGCCUUUGACUCUGAGAAACAGCAUUAAUAUUACAGAUAUUGACAUGACUACUGUGUGUGGGUUAAAUGGAACAGAAUAUAAGUGCAACUGUGAGCAGAAUCAUGUUUGGCCCAGUGACACCUGCCGGGCCUAUCAGGUGUGUGAUGGCAUUGUGGGAGGCACUUGUGGAUGUAUUCAAGCUCUUCCUUCAGAGGGUUCACUUUGCCAGAGAGACAUCAAUGAAUGUGAAAAUGCAGUGUCAGUGUGUGGUCAAUACUCAGAUUGUAUUAACAUCAUUGGGAGUCACAUGUGUUCAUGCUGGAGUGGAUUUAAUACCUUCAAUAAAGACAGUCCUGUGAGCCGCAAUAAUUCCUGUCAGGAUAUCAAUGAAUGUCUGUUCAGUCCAUCUAUAUGUGGUUCAGAUUCAAUCUGCACAAAUCAGUUGGGAAGUUACAAUUGCUCAUGUCUGGAUGGAUUCACUGCAACAAACUCACGUCUCCCCAUCAGCAUCAAUAACACAUGUAGAGAUGUGAAUGAAUGUCUUGAGACACCAGAGGUCUGUGGUCCAAACUCUCGUUGUAAAAACUCAACCGGGAGUUUCAACUGUUCCUGCUUGAGUGGAUUUACCGUAACAAAUAGCAGUGAACCAGUCAGCACCAGUAACACAUGCAAUGUGACUCUACCUUUGACUGAGUAUCUGAUUGAAAUCCAGAUCAAUAGCAUGGACAGUAGCAUCACUGACCAGCUGAGGAACCUUCUGAUGUUUUUCAGUUUGCCCUACACAAUCAGUGACAGCACUAACAUUACAGAAAUCAACAUAACUACUGUGUGUUCUCUGAAUGAAACUCAAUAUCAGUGUAAGUGUGAGGGUCUGUUUGUUUGGCCGAAUGAUACGUGUCACUCAUACGAGGCCUGUGAUGUCAUCACUGAUGGUUCAUGUACAUGUAUCAAUGCCCUUCCAAUCGACGGACAGUUCUGCCAAGUUCUACCUUCUAAGUACGUGAUUGACAUUGAUGUGAGAUUCUUUGACUUGUUCCUGGUGGACUACUUACGGAUUAUCGUAAGAAAUAUCAGCCUGCCUUUGACUCUGAGAAACAGCAUUAAUAUCACAGAUAUCGACAUGACUACUGUGUGUGGGUUAAAUGGAACAGAAUAUAAGUGCAACUGUGAGCAGAAUCAUGUUUGGCCCAAUGACACCUGCGGGGCCUAUCAGGUGUGUGAUGGCAUUGUGGGAGGCACUUGUGGAUGUAUUCAAGCUCUUCCUUCAGAGGGUUCACUUUGCCAGAGAGACAUCAAUGAAUGUCAAGAUGCAGUGUCAGUGUGUGGUCAAUACUCAGAUUGUAUUAACAUCAUUGGGAGUCACAUGUGUUCAUGCUGGAGUGGAUUUAAUAGCUUCAAUAAAGACAGUCCUGUGAGCCGCAACAAUUCCUGUCAGGAUAUCAAUGAAUGUCUGUUCAGUCCAUCUAUAUGUGGUUCAGAUUCAAUCUGCUCAAAUCAGUUGGGAAGUUACAAUUGCUCAUGUCUGGAUGGAUUCACUGCAACAAACUCACGUCUCCCCAUCAGCAUCAAUAACACAUGUAGAGAUGUGAAUGAAUGUCUUGAGACACCAGAGGUCUGUGGUCCAAACUCUCGUUGUAAAAACUCAACCGGGAGUUUCAACUGUUCCUGCUUGAGUGGAUUUACUGUAACAAAUAGCAGUGAAGCAGUCAGCACCAGUAACACAUGCAAUGUGACUCUACCUUUGACUGAGUAUCUGAUUGAAAUCCAGAUCAAUAGCAUGGACAGUGGCAUCACUGAUCAGCUGAGGAACCUUCUGAUGUUUUUCAGUUUGCCCUACACAAUCAGUGACAGCACUAACAUUACAGAAAUCAACAUAACUACUGUGUGUUCUCUGAAUGAAACUCAAUAUCAGUGUAAGUGUGAGGGUCUGUUUGUUUGGCCGAAUGACAGGUGUCACUUAUACGAGGCCUGUGAUGACAUCACUGAUGGUUCAUGUACAUGUAUCAAUGCCCUUCCAAUCGACGGACAGUUCUGCCAAGUUCUACCUUCUAAGUACGUGAUUGACAUUGAUGUGAGAUUCUUUGACUCGUUCCUGGUGGACUACUUACGGAAUAUCGUCAGAAAUAUCAGCCUGCCUUUGACUCUGAGAAACAGCAUUAAUAUCACAGAUAUCGACAUGACUACUGUGUGUGGGUUAAAUGGAACAGAAUAUAAGUGCAACUGUGAGCAGAAUCAUGUUUGGCCCAGUGACACCUGCGGGGCCUAUCAGGUGUGUGAUGGCAUUGUGGGAGGCACUUGUGGAUGUAUUCAAGCUCUUCCUUCAGAGGGGCCACUUUGCCAGAGAGAUCCAAACCUCCCUAUAAACAUCAAUAACACAUGUGAAGGUAUGAUUGACAGCUGA
Carassius carassius (crucian carp) is the source of this 4252-nucleotide messenger RNA. Its product is annotated as fibrillin-1-like. Lineage: Eukaryota; Metazoa; Chordata; Actinopteri; Cypriniformes; Cyprinidae. The coding region runs from base 461 to 4252 and encodes 1263 amino acids. The record is from RefSeq and is a predicted model, not a curated record. The transcript is spliced from 29 exons. Gene Ontology annotation, molecular function: calcium ion binding.